AUGGCCCAAAAGUGGCGUAAGGAGGUAGAAGCGGAGGGUAAGCAUCCCUGGACUCUGCUGAAAGCCUCCAAGGUGCAGCUCUCGGGAGGGGAGAAGGUAAUCAUUCAGGGCUUUAGAAGCUACAGGGACCAAACCAUUGUGGACCCAUUCAGCUCAAAACACAAUGUCAUUGUGGGAAGAAAUGGAUCUGGAAAAAGCAACUUUUUUUAUGCAAUUCAGUUUGUCCUCAGUGAUGAGUUCAGUCAUCUUCGCCCAGAGCAGAGACUGGCUUUGUUGCAUGAAGGUACAGGUCCUCGUGUUAUUUCGGCGUUUGUGGAAAUUAUUUUUGACAAUUCGGACAACAGGUUACCGAUUGAUAAAGAAGAAGUCUCACUUCGCAGAGUCAUUGGAGCCAAGAAGGACCAAUAUUUCUUAGACAAGAAAAUGGUGACGAAAAAUGAUGUGAUGAAUCUUCUUGAAAGUGCUGGAUUUUCUCGCAGUAAUCCCUACUAUAUUGUCAAACAAGGAAAGAUCAACCAGAUGGCCACAGCUCCUGACUCUCAAAGACUGAAGUUACUAAGAGAAGUAGCUGGUACCAGAGUGUACGAUGAACGUAAAGAAGAAAGUAUUUCACUAAUGAAAGAAACAGAGGGCAAGCGAGAGAAGAUCAAUGAGUUGUUGAAAUACAUUGAAGAGCGACUGCAUACCCUAGAAGAAGAGAAAGAAGAGCUGGCUCAGUACCAGAAGUGGGAUAAAAUGAGGAGAGCAUUAGAAUACACCAUUUAUAAUCAGGAACUUAAUGAAACCCGAGCUAAGCUUGAUGAGCUUUCUGCUAAACGAGAGACAAGUGGAGAGAAAUCCAGGCAGCUGAGAGAUGCGCAGCAAGAUGCUAGAGAUAAAAUGGAGGAAAUAGAACGGCAAGUUCGAGAACUGAAAACAAAGAUUUCAGCAAUGAAAGAAGAGAAGGAACAACUUAGUGCUGAAAGACAGGAGCAGAUUAAACAGAGGACUAAAUUAGAGCUGAAGGCUAAAGACCUGCAGGAUGAAUUAGCUGGCAACAGUGAACAAAGGAAAAGACUGUUAAAAGAGAGGCAAAAGCUUCUUGAGAAAAUUGAGGAGAAGCAGAAAGAAUUAGCAGAAACAGAGCCGAAAUUCAACAGCGUAAAAGAAAAAGAAGAGAGGGGAAUUGCUAGACUUGCACAGGCUACGCAGGAAAGAACAGAUCUUUAUGCAAAACAAGGUCGAGGAAGCCAGUUUACUUCCAAAGAAGAAAGGGAUAAGUGGAUAAAGAAAGAACUAAAGUCUUUAGAUCAAGCCAUCAAUGACAAGAAGCGGCAGAUUGCAGCUAUUCACAAGGAUUUAGAGGAUACAGAGGCAAACAAGGAGAAAAAUUUGGAACAGUACAGUAAACUGGACCAGGAUCUUAAUGAAGUGAAGGCUCGUGUUGAAGAACUGGACAGAAAAUACUACGAAGUGAAAAAUAAGAAGGAUGAACUACAGAGCGAAAGAAACUAUUUAUGGAGAGAAGAGAAUGCAGAACAACAGGCUCUUGCUGCGAAGCGGGAGGAUUUAGAAAAGAAACAGCAGCUUCUUAGAGCAGCAACAGGAAAGGCCAUUUUGAAUGGUAUAGACAGCAUAAACAAAGUUUUGGAGCACUUCCGUCGAAAAGGCAUAAACCAGCAUGUUCUAAAUGGCUAUCAUGGCAUUGUGAUGAAUAACUUUGAAUGUGAACCAGCUUUCUACACCUGUGUUGAAGUUACUGCAGGGAACAGGUUAUUUUAUCACAUUGUGGAUUCUGAUGAAGUCAGUACAAAGAUCCUAAUGGAAUUUAACAAAAUGAACCUUCCUGGAGAGGUUACUUUCCUCCCUCUGAACAAGCUGGAUGUGAGAGAUACUGCCUAUCCUGAGACUAAUGAUGCUAUUCCUAUGAUCAGUAAGCUGAGAUACAAUCCAAGAUUUGACAAAGCUUUCAAGCAUGUUUUUGGAAAGACUCUAAUUUGUCGUAGCAUGGAAGUGUCUACCCAGCUGGCCAGAGCUUUCACUAUGGAUUGUAUUACCCUGGAAGGUGAUCAAGUCAGCCAUCGUGGUGCUUUGACUGGAGGUUAUUACGACACAAGGAAAUCUCGGCUUGAAUUGCAGAAAGAUGUGAGAAAGGCAGAAGAAGAACUUGGUGAACUCGAAGCAAAACUCAAUGAAAAUUUACGCAGAAACAUUGAAAGGAUUAAUAAUGAGAUUGACCAGCUAAUGAACCAAAUGCAACAAAUUGAGACACAACAGAGGAAGUUCAAAGCCUCUCGAGACAGUAUUUUGUCAGAGAUGAAAAUGCUGAAGGAGAAGAGGCAGCAGUCUGAAAAGACAUUUAUGCCUAAGCAACGCAGUUUGCAGAGCUUGGAGGCAAGUUUACAUGCUAUGGAGUCAACUAGAGAAUCGUUAAAGGCAGAACUGGGGACUGAUUUGUUGUCUCAGCUCAGUCUUGAAGAUCAGAAACGCGUGGAUGCUCUUAAUGAUGAAAUUCGACAACUACAGCAAGAAAACAGACAGCUUUUGAAUGAGAGGAUUAAACUAGAAGGUAUUAUCACAAGAGUUGAAACAUAUCUCAAUGAGAAUCUGAGAAAACGCUUAGACCAAGUGGAACAAGAACUGAAUGAGCUACGAGAAACGGAAGGUGGCACAGUUCUUACUGCCACAACGUCAGAACUUGAGGCUAUCAACAAACGAGUGAAAGAUACGCUGGCACGGUCAGAUGAUCUGGAUAAUUCUAUUGACAAAACAGAAGCAGGAAUUAAAGAGCUUCAAAAGAGCAUGGAACGCUGGAAGAACAUGGAAAAGGAGCACAUGGAUGCCAUUAACCAUGACACAAAAGAACUUGAAAAAAUGACUAACAGGCAAGGCAUGCUUCUGAAGAAGAAAGAGGAAUGCAUGAAGAAAAUCCGAGAGUUGGGUUCACUUCCACAGGAGGCUUUUGAAAAGUAUCAGACUUUAAGUCUAAAGCAGUUAUUCCGCAAACUGGAGCAGUGCAAUACGGAACUGAAGAAAUACAGUCACGUUAAUAAAAAAGCUUUAGAUCAGUUUGUGAAUUUCUCAGAGCAGAAGGAAAAAUUGAUAAAAAGACAAGAGGAACUGGACAGGGGCUACAAAUCCAUCAUGGAGCUAAUGAAUGUCCUUGAGCUCAGGAAAUACGAGGCUAUUCAGCUGACUUUCAAACAGGUGUCAAAAAAUUUCAGUGAGGUGUUCCAGAAGUUAGUUCCUGGUGGCAAGGCCACAUUAGUGAUGAAGAAAGGGGAUGUAGAGGGCAGUCAGUCCCAGGAUGAAGGUGAAGGCAGCACUGAAAGUGAAAGGGGAUCUGGAUCUCAGAGCAGUGUUCCAUCUGUAGACCAGUUCACUGGAGUUGGCAUAAGGGUAUCAUUCACAGGGAAGCAGGGUGAAAUGAGAGAAAUGCAGCAACUUUCAGGUGGACAGAAAUCCUUGGUGGCUCUAGCCCUUAUAUUUGCUAUCCAGAAAUGUGAUCCAGCUCCAUUUUACUUGUUUGAUGAAAUUGAUCAAGCCUUGGAUGCUCAGCACAGAAAAGCUGUUUCGGAUAUGAUUAUGGAACUAGCUGAACAUGCUCAGUUUAUUACAACAACUUUUAGGCCUGAACUGCUUGAGUCAGCUGACAAGUUCUAUGGUGUAAAGUUCAGAAACAAGGUUAGUCAUAUUGAUGUGAUCACAGCAGAAAUGGCCAAAGACUUUGUGGAAGAUGACACCACGCAUGGUUAAAUGGAACUGUGCUUUCUGCUUGUUUGGAAGAUGUGUAUAGUGCUAUGUUGAUGCCAGGGACCUGUAAAUUUAAAAUACGAAGAAGUAUUUAGUCCUUGUUUAAAAUAGGUUUUGAACAUAGAUUUUAACCAGGACCCCAGAAGGCUUAGUUUCAAAGGAGCUUGAGUAUUCCAUUUUGUCUCUGUUGCUGUAUUUUAUAAGAUAAUUGUUAAUGUUACCUUUAUACAGUACCUGUAGUUUGGAAAUUUUAUUCUCUUCCCUCAAAUCUUUUGUAAAGUGUCUGUUGCUGUUUUAAAGCUUUUCAGAAAGUGCUAGCUAUUCCUUCUUAAGUAUAAUUUUAUCAUUUAUAUUGCCUCACAGGUUUUUUUUAAUGGCUUCAAUUAAAAUAAUUGGUUUUAUCGCUGUAACUUGUAUACAUUAAGUUCUUGGUUUAUAUUGUCUUUAGAGGAUUCCAAUGAGGUGGAGUAAAUACUGGGUCAUAUUGGAGCUGCAUAUUUCAGAAGUAUGAGACAAAGCAAUUCUUUCAAGCCAUUCUUACUUCUCUUAUUCCCCUUUCUUGCACAUUGCCCAAUGCCAGCAGAAAACAGCCCCAAAUCUGUGCUUGUCCAAAUUCAUAGUGUUCUGGUUAUUGAACUGAAAAAAAAAAAAGUAUGAGAAGAUACUGAGAAGUCUGAAAAGACCCUAGAACUGUAUCAAGACAAAUCCUGACCUCCUCUUUUUUUCCUGGCACUCUGACCAGUGCAACAACUCCUCCAUCAUAUCCCUUCAGCCUGGGAGACCAGCAUAACUUGAGCCAAGUGACAGUCACCAGUCAAAAUGUGAAUCUCUUCCUGCUGUCUAGGCUUUUGCAAAGGGGUGUUGAAUAAUUUAAUGUGUUAUUCUGGAAAACUUAAGAUUUUACCAUAAACCGUAUAUUUCUUAGACAGCAAAGCAGUUGUAAAAACAAAAUCAAUUGAUGUUGCGAUAGUGUAUAUAUAAAAAUAAAAUAACCGUAAACAGUACCUUAUGUAACUUUAAAUAGUACAGUGAGAAACAGUGAACUUAGAAUACUGCAUUU
Messenger RNA from Egretta garzetta (little egret), 4792 nucleotides. RefSeq names its product structural maintenance of chromosomes 3 (gene SMC3). Gene Ontology annotation, molecular function: ATP hydrolysis activity; double-stranded DNA binding; cohesin loader activity. Gene Ontology annotation, cellular component: chromosome. Lineage: Eukaryota; Metazoa; Chordata; Aves; Pelecaniformes; Ardeidae. Bases 1 to 3735 code for a protein of 1244 amino acids. The record is from RefSeq and is a predicted model, not a curated record. Gene Ontology annotation, biological process: mitotic sister chromatid cohesion. The transcript is spliced from 29 exons.